Chaetomium strumarium is the source of this 2574-nucleotide messenger RNA. Its product is annotated as Gaa1-like protein. Gene Ontology annotation, molecular function: serine-type endopeptidase activity. The record is from RefSeq and is a predicted model, not a curated record. Gene Ontology annotation, biological process: attachment of GPI anchor to protein. Gene Ontology annotation, cellular component: GPI-anchor transamidase complex; membrane. Lineage: Eukaryota; Fungi; Ascomycota; Sordariomycetes; Sordariales; Chaetomiaceae. The transcript has 8 exons. The coding region runs from base 1 to 2574 and encodes 857 amino acids.
AUGCCGAUGCCAAAUGUCCGAAUGCUCGGCCUCCCGCGCGCCGGCUCCUACAUCAACCGGCUCCCGCUCUUUACGCGCGGGAUCCUGGCCGCAAUUGUCUUGUUCGAGGCGCUCUGUCUGCAGAGUUGGUGGGAUGUCCGGGCAUGGGGUGCCUUGGUGCCGGAGGAGAUCGGGUUCGCGACGCUAUAUCGGGCCAAUACCUACCCGUUCAUACACUUAAAUGUGUUGCAUCUGAUCCCCAAUCUCCUGGCGCUGACACCGAUGUUGGAACGGUUUGAGAACGAGUAUGGCACGCUUACGUCGCUGGCGCUGUUUUUGGGUCCGUUCUCUACUUUCCCAGCUUUCCUCUAUGUGGGAAUGGAAAAGUGGGUGUUUAGACUGAAUACGGCGGUUAUGGGUGCGAGCAUCUGGUUCUUCCUGCUAGCUGGGAUCGAGGCCAUCCGGACGUACAGGGUCAACCCGCGCUUGGUGAUUGCCGGGCAGAGCAUUCCCACCUGGACUACGCCCCUGGUGAUUCUGCUCGCCAUAGCGGUCUUGGUACCUAGGUCUAGUGCCUUCGGCCACCUUUGUGGCUUGGCGGUCGGGUAUAUCUGCGGGCUGGGAUACCUCAAGUAUCUUGCGCCACCGGAAUGGGCGCUGCGCUGGAUCGAGAAGCAACUCAACCUUCUGGGGCGGCUGCCACACUACGUGAGCGUCGAUCAGAAGACGUAUGGGAGGUUUGGCGUGCUUCCGUUGUCUAACUUAACACCAGCGCCGGUUGUUUCUGCGGGAUUAGUUGGGACCAGCGCACUGCGGCUUCGGCGCGAUCCGCGCGUCCUGAAGCUCCCGCCGUACCUGUCCCUGCUCUGCGUUCUGGUCGGCGUCGCCUGGCUCUUCCUGCUCCCGCUCAACGACUACUCGCGGAGAACCUACAUCUCGGAAAAUGCGCUCCUUCCCGGCCAGGUGCACACAUACUUUAGCGGCAGCGACCAGAAUGUGUUCCGCGCAUACAAGCACGAAGUAGAUGCACUGGUGGGCAAGACCAACACCGAGCGUAACGACAAGCUUGAAUCCAUUGUCAAAGGCUUUGGUCUCAAGACAGCCCGCCAGAACUUCACCUACCAGGCUGCAGGGCAUUCCUACUCGGGAGAGAACCUCUACGCCAUCCUCCAAGCACCGCGAGGCGACGCAACCGAAGCUGUCGUGCUGGUAGCGGCUUGGGAGAAUGCCAAGCACGAAAUCAACAGAAAGGGCAUUCCGCUUGCCCUAACGCUGUUGCGCUACUUCAAGCGGUGGUCGCUGUGGUCCAAGGACAUCAUCCUGCUGCUGACGCCGGACAGCAUUGCUGGCCCGCAGGCGUGGGUCGAUGCAUACCACGAUGCACACAACCCCUCCCGCGUCUCCAGCCUGCCCCUCAAGUCCGGUCUGCUGCAGGGCGCGAUCGCCAUCGAUUACGCGCAGGAGGGCCGUUUCGAAAGCGUGCACAUCGUGUACGACGGAGUCAACGGCCAGCUGCCGAACCUGGACCUGAUUAACUCGAUCGUGAAUAUUGCCGGCGGUCAGAUGGGCAUGGGUGUUGCCCUGCAGGAGAUGUGGCGCCAUGACGAUGGGUACAAGCACCGGCUGCGCACCAUGCUGCGCGGAAUGCUGAAGCAGGGGCUCGGCCUGCCGAGCGGACCGCAUAGCAGCUUCAUCCCGUACCACGUCGACGCCGUGACCCUGCAGCCGUUUGGUGAUGGCUGGCAGGACGAGAUGGCUAUCGGCCGCGUGAUUGAGGGCAGCUUCAGGAGUCUGAACAACCUGUUGGAGCAUCUACACCAGAGCUUCUUCUUCUACCUGCUCAUGCAGCGCGAGCGCUUCGUCAGUAUCGGUACAUACCUGCCGAGUGCCAUGCUGGUGGCCGCUAGCUUUACGAUCAUGGCUAUUUCCCUCUGGGUCAAGAGCGGCCAGGCAGAAGCUGAGAGGGCGACAGUAGAAGCCAAAACUGAAACAGCCCCCGCUCCCGCAGUCGAGCGCGACCUCUUCCUCCCGCUAGGCGUAGUCACUUUGAUCCAAUCCUUCUCCAUCGUCCCGCUUUACCUCUUCAAUCACGUCUCGGAGAGCAUGCUAACCCCUCUCUUCGCGACAUUCACACUCCUCAACGUCCUCCUGCCGGUUCUCCUCUCCCACCUGCUCACACAAGCUGCCGCCCCGACGCUACAGCAAUACCACCUUGUCAAGUCUUUCUCCCUCCUCCUGCUGGGCAUGUUCCUCUCCUCGCUCGCCACCCUCAACUUCUCUCUCGCGCUCAUCAUCGGCGUGCUGGCAUCCCCGCUGUCCUUUGCCCGCCCCGCCGCGUCGCGCGUCACGAGGCUAGUGACCACGGCGCUGCUCAGCGCCAUCAGCCCGCCGGCGGUGUUGCUUGCGGGGGCGGCGUACUGGGGCGCAGACGUCAGCGGUGUGUUGCGCGAGGCGGCGGUCGGCUGGCAUGUCUGCGGGACGUAUUCGCCUGUGGUGGUGUGGUGCGUUUGGUGGCCUGCCUGGUUGGCCGGGAGUGUGGCGGUGCUUGGGAGGACGGGGGAGGGUGGGGCUGGGGGGAAGGAGAAGACUGCGUGA